AUGUCGGGGAAGAGAGUUUUCACCUCCCAAAUUCUGAAAUAUUUUAUUGUUAUCGUACUUUUAGUGCUUCAGGGAAAUUUUGGGAGCCUUGCAUGUUCUAGUUUUGUCAGAACAGAAGGAACCCAUUUCGUUCUGAACGGCAAGUCCUUGUACUUGAAAGGCUUCAAUGCAUACUGGAUGAUGUACAUGGCAUCUGACCCUUCGACCAGGGCCAAGGUCUCUACUGCUUUCCAACAAGCUUCCGAGAAUGGGAUGAAUGUGGCAAGAACUUGGGCUUUCAGUGAUGGUGGUUUCAGGCCUCUCCAGUCUUCUUCUGGUUUGUAUAAUGAGGAUGUGUUCAGUACAGUACUCACGAGAAAAAACUCCAUUACCAAGAUGUUAUAUAAAGAUGACCCUUUCAUUUUUGUAUGGGAGCUAAUAAAUGAACCUCAUUGCCAAACUGACCCCUCUGGCAGAUUUAUUCAGGAAUGGGUGACAGAAAUGGCAGCAUAUGUAAAGUCCAUUGAUGAGAAUCAUUUACUGGAAAUAGGGCUGGAAGGAUUUUAUGGGAAAACAACAAAGCAGAUGUACAAUCCUGGGAACCUGCUUGUUGGGACUGAUUUCAUUUCCAACAAUCAGUUACCCCAAGCUGAUUUUGCCACCAUCAUUCAUCUCUACCCUGAGCAAUGGUUAGCGGGUUCAAAUGAUGAGGUCCAAGCUGCUUUUGUGGAUAAAUGGAAUGAAGCGCACAUUGAAGAUUCAAAAUCAGUACUGAAUAAACCACUCAUUCUGGGUGAGUUUGGGAAGUCUUCAAAGCUCGCUGGGUACAGCCUAGAAAGAAGGGACCAUUAUUUUAGUAAGCUGUAUAACGCCAUCUACACCAACGCUAGGAGUGGAGGCCCAUUUGUGGGUGGAAUUUUCUGGCAGCGCAGGGCCCAAGGAAUGGAUAAUUUUAGAGAUGGGUACGAGGUUGUAUUGGAGGAUAGCCAUUCAACAGCCAGGGUGAUCGCCUUACAGUCUCACCUUCUCUCAAUUCUCCCAUGA
Molecule: messenger RNA, 1023 nt
Organism: Carya illinoinensis
Lineage: Eukaryota; Viridiplantae; Streptophyta; Magnoliopsida; Fagales; Juglandaceae
Product: mannan endo-1,4-beta-mannosidase 4-like
Exons: 4
Coding region: 1-1023 (340 amino acids)
Molecular function (GO): hydrolase activity, hydrolyzing O-glycosyl compounds
Source: RefSeq, a predicted model, not a curated record